AUGGCGGUACGACAGCUGAAGUGCCAUACAGAGAAAGGUUUGGAACGAUAUGGACUGGAUGUGUCCCCAGGAUCACCCGCUCUUAUGGACGGCACCCAUAAGCGCGGGGGAGCAUUCACUGCCGCGGGUAGGGUGGAUGCGUCUGAGUACCGGGCCUUUGCAGAGCAUGUGCACGUGAUGGAUGUGAAAGGUCCUCCAGCUGAGGGCUACUACAAGCGGCUGAAGGAACUCGUGCUUGAUCAGGCCAAUUCCUCUGAAGUUGAAGUCAUUCGCCUGGACCAAGUGACUUGUGACCUUUCUCCUGGUGACGGACGGUGGCGUUGGGUCACACGAGAAACGAUCCUGCACAAGUUCGAGCUAUGGUCGGCUGGUGGGGCAAACUGGGGACCAACAAUCCAGCUCUGUGGAUCAGACGUCGUGGUAGUUGGAGCGCUGCACCCAGAACACUUGCACAGGCAUCGCAUCAAUGGGAAGAGGCAUUGCAAUUCUGCCAAGUCCGCGCAAGCGUUGUGGCAAAAACGGCCUGACCUUCGAAGCCACUUUGCCAAACUCGCCCAGCAAAAUGUCCAAAAAAAUGAAGAAGCCCGGAAUGCCUUCCUUCAAGGAGUGCAAGCCCAGCCUGCAGUGAUGACCCCAUGCUCUAAUGCUGAAAAGGCAAAGCCAGAAGCCAAUGGCUUCCUUCUCAAUGGAGUGCGUUUGCAUAUAAAUACUGUGUUAGGGCAAGGCACCUAUGGUGCGGUAUGGAAGUGUACACUUGAUGGGUUGGCUUUGGAGUUUGCUUUGAAGUUAUACAAAUGCAAUCAAGCAGGGUAUGCUUUGGUCGAGGCUGGCAAGGAGUUUCAAUUUUUUCGGGACCUGCGCGGCUCUCCAUUUGUAUUGGAUUGCUACGGAGCUGUCGCCAAUAGCAAUGGGAACACUGGCUUGCUUCUUCCAUUGGCAUCAAUGUCUUUGGCGAAUCUCCUUCAGAAAAAAGAUCACCCAACACCAGCUAUCCCAACUAUUACCCAGUUGCUGUGUGGCCUAGUUCAUUUGUGUGAGCGAGAAGUUCUGCAUUGUGAUUUGAAGCCAUCCAAUAUAUUGGCUAUGCCUGAUGGCCGCUUCGUGAUCACUGACUUUGGCUUGGCCAAGCGGCUCCAUGGUGGGCGUGUGACAACCCAUGGGAAUUUUUGUUACAGUAUGCCUUACCGGCCUGUGGAGGCAUUAGCUGCUGGAAAAGACCAGGUCAUCCUGUCAGAUUGCGCAGAUGUCUGGAUCUGGGCAAAGGAGUACGAGAACUUGGGCUUUGGUUUCCUUCUCUGGCGGUUUGGCUUGAUGAUUUGCCGGAUGCCUCCUUCGCUGAGCAGCAGGCUGCUUCCUGGACCAGAUGCUCCACAGCAACGUGUGAAGGCGUUUGCGGCAGAAGUUGACAGCGCUGCCUUGCCCUUGUUGCGUCUGUCUGCAUAG
Cladocopium goreaui is the source of this 1443-nucleotide messenger RNA. Lineage: Eukaryota; Dinophyceae; Suessiales; Symbiodiniaceae. The record is from the annotation of a GenBank genome assembly.